Molecule: messenger RNA, 897 nt
Organism: Colletotrichum godetiae
Lineage: Eukaryota; Fungi; Ascomycota; Sordariomycetes; Glomerellales; Glomerellaceae
Exons: 2
Coding region: 134-592 (152 amino acids)
Source: RefSeq, a predicted model, not a curated record
CGUAUCUAUGUUUGAACAAUGGUGGAGAAGAAAUCUAUAAAAGCCCUCAACAACUCCAACAAAGAGGUUAUUUUCUGUCUACCAUCAUCAAUGUUCUCCAAUACCAACUGUAAAACAAACAUCGAAUUCCAAAAUGCGUUUCAGCCUCUUCUUCCUCUCAGCUCUUGUAGCUAGCUGCUCCGCCGUGGCGAUCCCCGGCGAGCACUCUCAUGAUCACGACGUCGCCAUGAACAUGUCCCCCGUCCCCCGAGGCGUACUCGACAAACGUGACUCGUACGACUGCAAGGGAAGCUCCCUCUGCUCUUCUCUCAAGGUCGCGUCCUGCGACGAUGCGGUGAACAACAAGCUCAUCCGUAACAACGACGUCAACUAUGGCGCUCCGGGUGGACGACCUAACACGGGAGCUUGCUCCAACAUCUUUGGAGGCUACGGAUGCGGCGUCUUCAUCCAGGGCAAGUCCGGCUGUGCUCGUACCGGCAACCAGAUGUGGUAUGAUUACCAGGAUAUCCGUGCCAACGGCUGCAGGGUUUGUGGCUCCAAGCACUGGGGCGACGGAUGUUUGACCACUAUCAACUAUGUCUCUGGUUGCUAGUCUGUACAUGCUUUGAGCAUUUAGAGACAGUGUGCGUUGUUCAGCUGCUAGUUCGCGGCAUACGAUGACUCAAAGCAAAAUCCCGGAUGGCUUCUAUUUGUAGCUUUUGCAUCGGAACAGUCAUUACUUUGCCAGUUCGUAUAGGUUACGUAGAGAAGAUAUUACGCUCUUUACAUGUACGAGAGUUGCAUCCAUUGUCAGGGUAUUGCUCCCGUAGAGAGAAAUGCUGGCCCUGGGCUCCUAGCGUUGGUUCCUCUGAGCGUGUCAGUCAACGGCAGCAGCAAGCAGAAUGACAGGAUAACCAG